AUGAAGCACCUACUUAUCGGUGAAGAUUUAUUUGAUCAGGAUUUGGAAGUGAAUGUUUCAUCCGAUGAUGGAAAGGACAUUCCAAUUAAUAAGAAUGAUGAGGCUGAAGUGUCAGCCGUCUUGACUCAGGUUGAGCAGAAGGUUAGGGAAGCCGUGAAUGUUCUAAUAAAAGUCACUGAAAAGAAUGGAAAGAAAAUGUUGUUUCCUGAAGUUGAUAAGUUGCUCCAUGUUCAGUUUGUCUAUAAAAAACCGAGCACCAUACACACUAGACAUCGUGUCAAACGCUUCGUUUUACCGCACCCAUUACAUGAAAAGGGCAAUACUACUAUCUGCUUGAUUAUGCGAGACUUAGACCAAUCCGCAAAGGCAAAAUUUGACCCUGAUGUUGACAAGCAAUCAAGAAUUUGGGCCGAAAGGUUGGAGCUUGAAUCCGGAAUUACUAAAGAGCACGUGCAAAAGAUUUUGACAAAGCGACAGCUGGAGAGAGAGUAUCAUUCGUAUUAUGAUAGACGUCAGCUGGCAUCUGCUUAUGAUAUCUUUUUGGUGGACGUUUUAGUCGAGAAAAGCGUCAUACGUUUUUGUGGCAAAGAGUUCCACAAAGCAAAAAAAACUCCUUUGAGAUUGUCAGUGAACCGACCUAGAUCAUUGAUAAAAGAAAUCGAAAAGGCUUAUUACACCGUAACAUUCCCGCUUUUCCCAUUUCGUACACGAACGAGUCUCCGCAUUGGAAAUCUCAAUAAUCCUAUCGAUCAUAUUGUAGAAAAUGUACGUGCAGCAGUUGAAAAUGUAUUUCAGUACUGCCCCGGAGGUUUAUGCAAUAUUCAUUCAGUAAGUCUACAAAUGGUGACAGGCGGUCCGUCAUUACCUCUCUAUGUUGAUGCAGGAUCUAGAAAUGCAGUCAAUUUACCCAUGCCCAUGAAGAGAAAGGACCUUAUGGCGAAAAGAGACGAAGAAGCUGUUGCUGAUGAGCUGUCGACUUUACCAGAAGGCUUAGAAGUUUUAGUGUACCGAGAUGGUGAAGUAAAAGUUCUGGAUUCAGACACUAAGAAGCCUGUGCUAUAUCCAACCGCUAAUGAUGAGUGGGAGGCAGGAGAUGAUCUGAAGCCGUUAACUAACUCCGAUAAGCUACGGAAAUCACUGGAAAAACUCAGCAAACUGCGAGAAAAAAGGAAGAAAGCACGGGAAGCUAAGAAACGACUUCUGUUGCCACCAAAAGAUGGGGUUUCCAAAAUAAAAGGUUUAGUGAAAAAAAAGAAUAAUAAACAAAAUGAAGUCGACAGAUUCGGAAGCAAAAAGCAGAAGCCAAAGAGUCAAGUGGAGAUAAACAAAAAAUCACAUUUAUGUCGAAAUGCUAAAGUGAAAAAGGAAAUAAACCAGUAG
This is a messenger RNA of Brugia malayi, 1380 nucleotides long. RefSeq lists its product as uncharacterized. The record is from RefSeq and is a predicted model, not a curated record. The transcript is spliced from 10 exons. NCBI's taxonomy places the organism in Eukaryota, Metazoa, Nematoda, Chromadorea, Rhabditida, Onchocercidae. The coding region runs from base 1 to 1380 and encodes 459 amino acids.